Messenger RNA from Miniopterus natalensis, 848 nucleotides. The record is from RefSeq and is a predicted model, not a curated record. NCBI's taxonomy places the organism in Eukaryota, Metazoa, Chordata, Mammalia, Chiroptera, Miniopteridae.
AUGUCAAUUUUCCUUAAUACCUCCUUGAAGUCACAUGUGCAUCGACGUGGUCUCGUAGAACUGGCAAAGACCAUAGACUGUGUCGGCCCCCGCAAUCCCCUGGUCUAUAUUAGCUAUGGCUGCUAUUGUGGACUGGGUGGCCAUGGCCAGCCCCUGGAUGACAUUGACCGGUGCUGUCAUCGUCAUGACUGCUGCUACCGACAUGCCAAGUUGGAGGCUGGCUGCAGGGCCAAGCUGGAGUCCUAUUCCUGGAAGUGCAUCGAUCAGCGCAUUGAAUGUGGACCAACAGAGGACAAAUGUCAAGAACUCUUGUGCAAGUGUGACCAGGAGAUUGCUUACUGCUUAGCCAAAACUGAGUACCAUUUAAAGUACCUCUUCUAUCCACGUUUCUUAUGUGGGCAGGACUCACUCAAGUGUGAUGACUAGUUUGACUUGGAAUGUUCUUUUGCACAAGGAAAUAAAACGCCUUUUCACUAACAGCAGCCAUAUUAAGUUCACAUUCCGAGGGGAAUUGAGUUAAAGUGUUAAAAGCUGCAACCUGUGUUUGUUCUCUCUGUCCCCGAACUUGGGGCUGGAGUCUGUUGGAUUUCCAGUUAGACUAAGGUCAAAAUCCCAUGCCUAUUUAUAAAACCAUGACUGUGUUUAUGACUGUAUUGGGUUUGGUACCAUUUCUGAGGUUCAACCGUUAUGAAAAGGCUGAGCUUGUCUUCUAACCUGUUCCUGAUGAACAAACACCUGCUAAGUGCCUGGCCUUGUCCUAGGUUCUGGGUUGAGGCAAUAAACAAGACAACCACAUGACACUGGCCCUUGUGAAGUUCAAGUCUAGCAGCUGUUAGCUCAAGAAAGAG